AUGAUUCCAUUACCUGACGAGAUAUACUUGUACAUUCUAGAGAGUCUACCGGAUCUGGCCACCUUCACGCAUAAAAAGGACUUCGAAGACUACAGACAAAUCUCCGCCACGCUCGCGUCGGCGUGUCAUGUAAACAGGGCCUUUCGCGCAUUCGCUGAGCCUCUGUUGUAUCGAGCGUACAUCGAGGACAAAGAAGAUGACAGUCGACGCAGAAGUAGCGAAGCAGGUGAAUGCACAAGGCUCCAAUUAUAUCUGCGGACUUUGAUCCACAGGCCAGAUCUAGCCGCAAAGGUUGAAUACUUGAGGUUGGCAGACUGCAUAGACUACCCGGAUAUCAAGCCAUAUGCUGUCUUGUUUGCCGAAGCUGUCCGGAACCUUUGCACUUUGCCUCACAACAAGUCCGGAUCGCAGCGCAACCUCGAGUGGCAAAGUGACUGGAAAGAUGGUCUACGUGGGCAUAGGGUUCAUCAAGAUGCAGAGGUCGCAUUAUUACUCGCGCUACUUCCGAACAUUGGCAACCUUGAUAUAUAUGCUUCGCGGAGAAACUACGGACGGUUCGUAGGUCUACUUUGCAAAAGUAUAGAGGACCCAGAAUCAUGGAUUAAAGAGACACAAACCGAGGAUGACAAGCAAGUCUUGGUUUUCAAGGCUCCGAAAGUGUCUUCCGCUCUCAAGCUGCCUUUCUUUGCCCGGCUGAGCAUGUUGACCCUUGAAGGUGCGAAGCACUGGACCAUAGGCUUCCUCAGAGAUAUCGCGUGUCUUCCAUCUCUCGAAUCUCUUUGCCUCUACGGCGUCCAUGUUCCUCUGAUUCUAGAGGGAGUGACUCCAUUCCGCUUGCCGCUACAAAACAUUCGCAACUUAAUACUUAAGGAUUGCAUCAUCCUUGACAUACAUAUGCAGUCCAUCAUCAACUCCUGUGGAAGUCUGAGAUCUCUCCGCAUCAAACGCUCGCCUAACCUGGACGAGACGAGCAUAGGGCUGAAUAUGGACGCGCUGAUCAAGUGCCUCGUCUCAAGCUCCGACACCUUGGAAGAACUACAAAUAUACAUGCCAAAACCAUCUCCCGGAUACAAUGGCACAACACGAGCAGAGACAUUCGACCUUCGAUCUUUCACUCGUCUCAGGACGAUAGAAAUCAAUAUGGAAUUUCUAUUCCCUCCAACAUCAGAUACGGAGCCCUCUUUUAUCGCAUUAUUACCCACUUCGAUCGAUGACCUCUAUUUGCACAUGGCAGACAAGCGAUUUGCGAAACAUCUUCGUGUGCUGGCCGAAGAGUUCAAAGAUUUUCCAAAGUUGAAAACCGUAGAUAUUGGUAUUGACGACAUGCCAAGUAUCCACGCCAUGGACCAGGCCGAGGUGGAUUGGAAGUUGGCACUAAAUGAUUGUGCGACUAAACUCAGAAAUGGCGGGAUUGAGUGCAGUGUACCGGUGGAAGGCACUCAUUUCAAUCUUUCCUGCGGCAAUGACUAG
Aureobasidium melanogenum CBS 110374 is the source of this 1470-nucleotide messenger RNA. RefSeq lists its product as uncharacterized. The transcript has a single exon. The record is from RefSeq and is a predicted model, not a curated record. The coding region runs from base 1 to 1470 and encodes 489 amino acids. Lineage: Eukaryota; Fungi; Ascomycota; Dothideomycetes; Dothideales; Saccotheciaceae.